Trypanosoma grayi is the source of this 492-nucleotide messenger RNA. RefSeq lists its product as hypothetical. Bases 1 to 492 code for a protein of 163 amino acids. The transcript has a single exon. The record is from RefSeq and is a predicted model, not a curated record. Lineage: Eukaryota; Euglenozoa; Kinetoplastea; Trypanosomatida; Trypanosomatidae.
AUGGAGGGAAAACACCACAGCUGCACAUCGUCCCAGCCGCACAGGGACACCUGCACUGCUCUGCCGCUCAACGCCACUCACUCACACCUUAGCCGCACCAUCACAGCGCCCCUCAGCCAGCAGUCGCGGCACGCAGUCACUUCCACGAGCGCAGCAGCACUGCCUACACAGCAGCAGAGAGAGAGAGAGGAGAGAGACAACGAUGCGGAACAGUGCACACACCGCAGGCACAGCAGCAGCAAGACUCCUCGACAUUCUUCCACUCUCAGAUGUUCAGAACAGACACCCCAACACCCCCGAAACAAAAGAAGAAUUAAAACAGUUCUUAUCUCUGAAAAGCACUCCACCGCAAAGCCCAAGUGGCGUCAGUGCUCCAUCCCGUCACUGCGAUGGCGCAGCGGAGAGGCAACAAUGAACAAAAACAACGGGGGUGAAUUCACCAUACGAGCCAUCCCCGCAGCAGCGGAAACUUCUUCACAGGCAUCUCAUUAA